Messenger RNA from Xenopus laevis (African clawed frog), 2748 nucleotides. Its product is annotated as oocyte zinc finger protein XlCOF29-like. The coding region runs from base 298 to 1971 and encodes 557 amino acids. The transcript has 7 exons. The record is from RefSeq and is a predicted model, not a curated record. Lineage: Eukaryota; Metazoa; Chordata; Amphibia; Anura; Pipidae.
GUGACAUCACUGUGAGAGGCGUGGGCACUGCUGGGAUUGUUUGAGGUGCUGAAAUACUUCAGUGCUGUUUAAAUCCUCUGAGAAAGGAGUUUUUUCCCCGGAACAUUGGGGUUUGUGGGCGUUUGCUUUUUCCUAUUUGCCUGUGACACUGAGGUGUUUCUAUAGGUGGGUUUUAGAGAAGGAGAUCUGCAGGGGAUCAGUCCAUCAGCCCAGCACCCCCCAGAGAUCUCUGGUACAUAGACUUUUCCCUGAGAAUCUAUACCAGUUCUUGUAUAUUGUCAUUGAACUGCCACCAAGAUGCCAAAUUGCAUAGUUGAGAACUGUGGCAACUCAAGCUACAAGGCGUCUGAGAAAGGAGUUAAAUUGCACACGUUUCCCACAAAAUUGGAGAGGGUCAAACUGUGGCUUAAGGCCAUUCCCCAGAAAUACGAGGACCUGGAAUCUUUUGCACAGCAAAUUUUAGAGGCAAAGAAGACCAACCCAUACCGAGUGUGCUCCGACCACUUCCCCAGGGAAUGUUACAGUGGGGCAAAUGGAAAGUGUAUCUUAUCCAAAAAUGCCGUCCCUAGUGUUUUUUCUUGCCUGCCCCCACCUGCCAAGCGAUUCUGUAUGGAUCCGGCACAUUCUGGUUGGAAAGAAAAACCCAAGGGGGUCGACGUCAGCACCCGGACGGACAUAUACAACUUCGGCAGGGAUCGGGGCACUCAGUUUGAUCGUUACUAUGGAGUGAAAAGUAGAAAGGUUGCCACGGAUCCCAAGAGCUUUACAAGGGAUGUGGCAACACUCACGAACCCACGGAUACAAACGUCUGAGCCUCAAAUCAGCAGCUGGGGAAAGAAGUUCAAGAUCAUCACUCCAAGGCUGUCUGUGAAUACAGCAGAUAAAUACUCACAGUGUAAUGAGUAUGAUUUCUACACAAACCAAAGAGGAUUCUUCAAGGCAAGUCGAUCCCAGAGGGACCAAGUGGAGAUCUCGGAGGAACAAACUGACGCAGUGAUGGGAAAUAUGAAUAAUAAUCAGCGGAAUGAGAAAAUUCUUAAUCUCACGCUGGAGAUUAUCUAUCUGCUCUCGGGAGAGGACUUCACUGUAAUGAAAAAGUCUGACAAUGGCGUCCCGCAGAGAUGCAAUGAUUGUAUGUUGGAAGGAUUGUGCAGGCGCCAUACUCCAACUGUGACUCAAAUGUCCAACUCCGUCAUACAGAAGGAGAAUGAUAAGAUUGCGCUGGAGCUCCUGUCCAACAUCAUCCAGCUGCUGACUGGAGAGGAGUGGGAGUAUUUAAAUGGAAAUAAGGCCCUUUACAGUGCAGAGAUAAUGGACAAUAACCAGCAGCUUUGCUCAAGGGAUUGUGACUAUGGAGAGAUGAGAGAGAUUGCAGCUCACCCGCAAGCAGCAUUGUGCAGUAAAGCUGUCUCAGGCAAGACUGCGGGUACAAAUGCAGUUGGCAGAGAUGGCUGUCUGACAAACCCUUCUACACCCAAAUACCAUGCACUAGAAAUUACUAUUAAAGAGGAACCUCCUUCAUGGGAAGAAGAAAAUGAUUCAAUCCAUACCCCAUCAAAACAGGUGCAGGGAACAGAUACAUCUCGUACCCCAGGAGGCACCUCAGCUAAUGUUAUAUCAACGUCUAUUAAAGAGGAGCCAAUUUCAUAUGAAGGAGGAAACCAUGCAGAUCCACUGAGAAAACAGACCCAGGGAACAGAAACAACUACUCCUAUUAUGGGAUGCAGCAGCAGCAAUGACAGCUUGUCCUCUACUACUAUAAGCGAGGAGCCACGUUUAUGUAAAAGAGGAAACCAAUCAGAUGCCCCGCCUCCAAAUAUGAGAAGCAGCCCAAACGCUGGCGCUAAUUCCAUAUCAGAUGCUAAAAAAGAGAAGCUUGCUUCAAAGUGCAGCAUUGAUCCACUUACAGGACAGACACAGGGGACAGAUACACCCACUCCUAUUAUGGGAUGCAGAAUGAAUAACAGGUAGUCUGAAUGAAUUCAUAGAGAGACAGGAGACUCAACUCUUCCAACCAUUCCAGUUCCAUUAGACAAACCACAUAUUUGCCUUGUAGGGGGGAUUGUAGGAAGAGAUUCAGUAUUGCUGGUAUGUUGGAAAACAUGCCCAGCUGGGAACAUUUUCUUGUUCUACAGGUGGAAACAUUCUCUUGUUCUACAGGUGGGAAAUGUUUUACUCCUGUAAAGAACCCCAUGAGCUUCCUGAGGCUUUAGUGUGUAGUAAACUGGACACAGGCUGUUGUACAAUUCUUACUCGUUGCCUGACAAAGCAGAAGGGUCAGGAGAGCAGCCCCCUAAUUCUCAAUGCCAGUAUUGAAAUGAUACACCUUGCUGUAGCGCACGAUUCCUGGAAAUUAGCGAUGCCCUGAAUCCAGGAUUUGGCUCGCGAUUAGGCCAGGAUUCAGCCUUUUUCAGCAUUUGGAUUCAGAUUUGGAUUCUGCCGAAUCCUUGUGCCUGGUCGAACUCAAUCUGAAUCCAAAUUUGCAUAUGUAAAUUAGGGGCAGAAAGGGAAGUCGCAUGACUUUUCGUCACAAAGAAAGGAAGUAAAAUUAAUCUUUCAUGAAGUAUUCGGGUAUUUGGCUGAAUCCAAAUUAGUGUAUUCAGUGCAUCCCUACUGUAAAUAUUCUCAAUUUGUAUCCGUUCACUGUGAUUUUAGAAUUUGUGUUUUCUUUUAUCCUCUAACAAACAUUCAGUUCUGCCAUUGCUUUAUCAUGUUCUGCUGCUGUAAUUAAACGUGUGUCAUAAUGUA